This is a messenger RNA of Akanthomyces muscarius, 1095 nucleotides long. RefSeq lists its product as uncharacterized. NCBI's taxonomy places the organism in Eukaryota, Fungi, Ascomycota, Sordariomycetes, Hypocreales, Cordycipitaceae. Bases 1 to 1095 code for a protein of 364 amino acids. The record is from RefSeq and is a predicted model, not a curated record. The transcript has 2 exons.
AUGAAGCCGCCCCCGUCUACGCCAACGCCUCGGCGUUUUUUGGCGAAGCGAGCGGCGUCGUCACAGCUUUCGCACCCGACGCCCACGCCGAUGCGCUUCCAGUCCACGCCGCGCUUCGGCUCGACGCAGAGCGCGACGCGGCAGAUGGAGGUUGUCGAGGAGAUUGACGCCGCGACAUCGCAGUCGCAGUCGCAGAGCAGCGCGACCGAGCAGCCGCGCUCCGAUGGACGAGAUAUUGCAUCAGACUCGAUCGAAGUGGACUCUUAUGCGGACAGCCUGGCGUCGCAGGGGGAGCUGCGCAGCAGCGGGAGCAGUGAGCAUGAGACGGACGAGGAUGAGAGCGGUGAUGAAAGACGACAAAGAGGCUACGUGAGUGACGUCAAUGAAGAUGCGGAGGAUGAGGGGUUGGGGGCGCCUGCGCAAAACAUGUACGAGGAUGCUGGUUCGCCGCCGCCUGUGAAGAGGCGCAGAUUGUCGGCUUCAGCGUCGCCAACGAGACAACACAUGGUCACCGCGUACGGUUCAAACGCGGGACACUACGAAACGCAUUCUGGAUCGGAACAGGAAUACGAAGAGCACGACGUGCAGGACAAGACAAGGACACGCGCCUCCGCGCAACAGCCAACUUUCCAGCCUGCGCCGCGCUUCAAGGCUCCCGAGGACGAGCUUCCUGGCCACGAUCAGGGCGUCCCCACGAGCGCUCUGAUCGCCGCACCCUUCUCACCCCAGCGCCGAGGUGCACGGUAUGUCCCUGGGGGUCUCGCCGCGCAGCUGCAGGGCCUGCUGUCCCAGAUCAAGGGUUCGGAGACGCUCGGCGGCGCAGGCGACGGGGCUGUGGUUCGGCUCUCGGUGGACGAGAUUGGCCUGGGCACGCGGAUGCACCUCGUCCAGGGCAGAUUGCUCUCGCGGGGUGCGGAGGCGGAACACGAGGGCGUUGUGCGCAGGUACAUCCUCGCGGGAGGCGAAGGAGGAGGAGGCGCGCUGGUCAAGGAGGGCAGCGUGCUGAGGAUCAUGGCGGCGCCGGCGUGGGAGGUGCAUUUAGGAGAGGAGUGGACGGUGGCGUGCGAGUGGUGUGUUGAGUCUUUGGAGGGCUAA